GGGGAUGGUACGUUGAGAUUCCAUACCAACCAAGGAGUUGCUUGUGACAUUUAAAGCGACGGUCUUUUUCAACCUCAGCAAAAUAUCUGCAUAUUCCAGGAGAAGCGAGGAUGCGGAAAAGUGACUUUGUAUACAUAAGUGGCGUACCAAAUCUCGUCAUAACAUACGGGCAAUGGAUCACGGACUGCACAGCGUCAGAAGUGGUCCUGGUCAUUCCGGGAAAUCCUGGGCUUAUCGAAUACUACGACAAAUUCAUGGCAACCCUGUAUCAAGAGCUGGGCGGAGACAUUCCUGUGUGGGGCAUUAGCCAUGGCGGCCACAGCCUGCCGGACCGUGUGGACACCCUGCCAGACCUGAAUGGGAACCCCUCGCUGUACGACCUGGAGGGGCAGACGGAGCAGAAACUGCAGUUCGUCCGGACGCACGUGCCAGCCGGCUCGCGGCUGCACCUGGUGGGCCACUCGAUCGGCAGCCAGAUCACGCUGGAGGUGCAGCGCCGCCUGCCGGCCGGCCGCAUCACGUCCUCCUUCCACCUGUUCGGCACCGUGCAGCGCAUGCGGCAGUCACCGGCCGGGCGCCGGCUGUGGCUUCUGUCGCAGUACCUGCGCGGCCUGCUGCUGCUG
Pollicipes pollicipes is the source of this 623-nucleotide messenger RNA. Its product is annotated as lipid droplet-associated hydrolase. The annotation marks the transcript as partial. Gene Ontology annotation, biological process: lipid storage. NCBI's taxonomy places the organism in Eukaryota, Metazoa, Arthropoda, Thecostraca, Pollicipedomorpha, Pollicipedidae. Gene Ontology annotation, molecular function: lipase activity. The record is from RefSeq and is a predicted model, not a curated record. The transcript has 4 exons. Gene Ontology annotation, cellular component: lipid droplet.